UGCAUUCACACACACUCUAUGAGAACAUUGUUUUCGGUUUCUGGUAGCUUGAUUCCACCAACGACGGUUAAAUAUGGAGAUGUCGUGCUGCCAUGCUCUAGCUGUCAUGUUGAUCUUGGCUGGAGGAUGGAACCUGUGUGCAGCCGAUGUUGGGGAUUUCACUCCAUGCCUACAGUUCUUUUUUAAAUCCUGGCCUCCUAAAGGUCUGUCUGGGACGCCGAUCUGCCAACGCUAUUACAACCAAUACCGCUUCGCCACACUGUACAGUCGACCACGCCGCUCCCCAUGGUUCUCAGGAUAUCUGUACUCCAUACCAGAAGGAAAGAGGCCCACCGCUUCAUGGAAGUUUGAACCACAGUUAGCAUACCCUGGAGCUGAUGGCAACAUGAUCCCAUUCCCUCCAGGCCCUCUGGACCAGAACGUGGUGGAAAGCCAGGCGGUAGAGUUGGACUACAUAAACUCCACUUUCUCUCGAGGCCAUCUGAACCCAAGCCUCCACCACGAGAGCCGUGAGGACCGCUAUGCCACCUUUACCCUCACAAAUGUGGUUCCCCAGAAGGCAGGCUCCAACGAUGGGCCUUGGGAAGCCCUGGAGCAGACCGUCAACAAAAGCCUUGGGGCCUACUGCCUGGGAGAAGCUUACAUAGUCACCGGGAUCAUCCCCUACCGCAACGACGAGCACUGGCUCAGGAAUCGUGUGGCUGUGCCGGAGUACAUCUGGUCGGCCUACUGCUGUCCAACAUACAACAGCAGCCUUCCAGAAGAACUGAAGGACACGUUUCCUACAUACGCCGCUAUUGGCCGAAACGACCGCAACAGCACAGAGGAGAUUGUGCCUGUUGACAAGACGGCUAAAAAGCAGUUCAGGGGGUAUGAUGUGAGACAAAUGUCUCUGGAAGCUCUGGAGACGUAUCUGACGGACAGGUUCAACACUGUAGUCAACGUCUUUUAUGAGCAGUGCUCCGGAUCACACUGAUGAAGACAUACAAGGAACUUUGUCUUGCAUCACCAGCUUAUGAUCAUCAAAAUACUACCGCAUCAUAUGUAAAAUAAUCACUACACCACUUGCUUAUCCACUACUCAGUUCAGACUGAAUGUAAACACAAACUUUCUUAGCUACUUUUUCCAAAAGCACUCAUUUUGUUUUUGCUCUUCCCCUGGUCUGCUUUGGCAUGGGUUUGCAAUCAUAUUCAGUUAUUGCUGCCAUGGUAGCUAUUAGCUCCAAUCCAGCCAUAGGAAAGUGGCAGUUUAAUCAGAACUGGACCACAUUUCUUUUUAAAACAAGCCAAGAGGUUGAGCACGACCAUCGGACUGUAUAGUGUGAGAAAAUAAAUUGUGCACAAUGGUCGUGCAUUGGAAGUGAUUGAGGUGUACAGUGAGAGCUCUAAAGAAAAUUAAUGAAUGCAUAAUUUGUCAGUGCAUUCUGAAUGUGAUGCUUUAUGAUAACAACAUGCAUGGUCUGAAGCCACAGUUGUCAAGUUUUAGGGACAUUAGGGCCUAAACUCUUAGGAGGACAAAUGUCAGGAAAUGGGUGACAAAAGCAAGCCCUUUUUGUCCUAAAGGUUCACUUUAAGUUAGUGUUUUAAGAAGCUAAAAGAUGACUCUUCUGUAAAGAGUCUUAGGCUGAAUCCCAAUUCUCCCCUUAAACCUCAAUCUUAACCCUCAGUCACAAAAUGCGUGUUCCCGCAAAGUGCGAGGGCUGUCCAAAUUCUCCUGAGAGUUGAGUUGAAGGGCGAGUUUGAGGGCUUUUUCUCCCUCAGUUUUGAGAUGUUCCUGGAUCUCCCUUGAUAUUGAGGAUUAUCACUCAAAAAAAGAUGGCGAUGACAGCGGGGAAGAAAUUGAGCUACAAAUGUAAAUUUCUUUGUUAAUAGAGAUCUAAAAAAUACAAAUACCACUCCAAUAUCUUAGUUCAAUGUUAUUUUAUUUUUACGAUUCUAAGCUGGUAACCGUGCUGUCACAGACAAGCCUAUGAGUUACAACUGGUGUCUUGCGUUAGCUAAUGGCCGUGUUAUACGGUGACUUUCAGCUGAAUAUGUCCAUGGUUGUGGUGUUUAUACAUGUUAUUUCGUUGAAUAUUAACACAUUGUCGCUCUUCUUCUUCUUCCUCUGAAUCGACAGACUACGCAAUUUCAGCACAUUACUGCCCUCUACAGUCUGAAAUCGUAACUGCUAUUAAGGGGUGUCCCAUUUCUAAGUCAGGAGAUGGCCCUUACAGUUGGUUUUGAGGGGCGAGUUAAAACUGAGGGUUGAGCUUGAGAAUAAGAUUAAGGGUUAAGGGGAGGAUUUGGAUUCAGCCCUAGACUCCUCCUAGAAUUGUUGCAUGGAACCUGACUGUUAGGCUGGGCAAUACGAUGCAUGGCUAUUAAAAAAAAAAAAAACAAGAAUAAUUUUUGUCUUUCUCUUUUAGUCUUUCCCCUUCUGCAUCAACACACCUCUGCAUUCAGGUCUACAGUGCAGCAGGUCUUC
This is a messenger RNA of Cheilinus undulatus (humphead wrasse), 2466 nucleotides long. Its product is annotated as endonuclease domain-containing 1 protein-like. Lineage: Eukaryota; Metazoa; Chordata; Actinopteri; Labriformes; Labridae. The transcript is spliced from 2 exons. Gene Ontology annotation, molecular function: hydrolase activity; metal ion binding; nucleic acid binding. The coding region runs from base 74 to 976 and encodes 300 amino acids. The record is from RefSeq and is a predicted model, not a curated record.